Condylura cristata (star-nosed mole) is the source of this 1440-nucleotide messenger RNA. RefSeq names its product acidic (leucine-rich) nuclear phosphoprotein 32 family, member A (gene ANP32A). Gene Ontology annotation, biological process: nucleocytoplasmic transport; regulation of apoptotic process. The transcript has 7 exons. NCBI's taxonomy places the organism in Eukaryota, Metazoa, Chordata, Mammalia, Eulipotyphla, Talpidae. Gene Ontology annotation, cellular component: perinuclear region of cytoplasm; nucleus. Bases 443 to 1291 code for a protein of 282 amino acids. Gene Ontology annotation, molecular function: histone binding. The record is from RefSeq and is a predicted model, not a curated record.
UUUCUGACAAAUGUGGGCCGAGGCCCCCGGGGAGAGCGCAUGGGGAGGGGGCUGCAGUGGAGUUGAGAAUGGCUCGAGUUUAAAGUGCGUCUUCAUUUCUUUGCAGUGAUGAGGCGAGAGACGGGGGAGCCAUAUUUGUAACUUUGUAGUGUUCGUGAACGCGCCCUUUCUCUCCCUCCCUCCCUUUCUCUGCCUCCCUUCUUCUCCUCUUUCUCCCUCACUCUUUCCACCCCACCUUCGGGCCAGAUGCUGAUGUUUCUUCCUUUCCUUCCGAAGGGAGGAUAAAUUGGAAGAAGCGGGGGGUGGGGUGGGGGGAUUUUCGAACGGGCAGAAAAGCACGGAUGAUCCCCGCGCCUCCCCACCUAGAGCGAUCGCGGUUGCAAGUUAUCCAAAGGCUACGUCCCGGUCCCCGCUCGCCCUGACUUCAUCCGGCCUCCCUAAGAUGCCAGCCUUUGAGUCCUGGGGUCCCUCGGCACGUCUUUCUCCAGGGUGGGCUCCUCGGCAGCCAUUCGGCACCCGGCUAAUAAAUGGGCACCGGAAACUUUGUCAGGACGCGAGCUGCCCGGAGCUGGUGCCCGUGGUGAAAGAGCUUGUCCUGGACAACUGUCGGUCGAAUGAAGGCAAAAUUGAAGGCCUCACAGAUGAAUUUGAAGAACUGGAGUUUUUAAGUACAAUCAAUGUAGGCCUCAUCUCAGUCGCAAACUUACCAAAGUUGAACAAACUUAAAAAGCUUGAACUAAGCGAUAACAGAAUCUCAGGGGGCCUGGAAGUAUUGGCAGAAAAGUGUCCGAACCUCACGCAUCUAAAUUUAAGUGGCAACAAAAUUAAAGACCUCAGCACAAUAGAGCCACUGAAAAAGUUAGAAAACCUCAAGAGCUUAGACCUUUUCAACUGCGAGGUGACCAACCUGAAUGACUACCGAGAAAACGUGUUCGAGCUCCUCCCACAACUCACAUAUCUCGAUGGCUUCGACCAGGACGACAAGGAAGCCCCCGACUCUGAUGCCGAGGCCUACUUGGAGGGCCUAGAUGACGAUGAGGAGGAGGAGGAUGAAGAUGAAGAGUACUAUGAGGAUGCUCAGUUAGUGGAAGAUGAGGAGGACGAGGAAGAAGAGGAGGAGGAGGAGGAGGAAGGUGAAGAGGAGGAUGUGAGUGGAGAGGAGGAGGAGGAUGACGAAGACUAUAACUACGGGGAAAUAGAGGACGAGGACUAUGAAGAAGAAGGUGGUGAAGAAGAAAGGGGUCAAAAGCGAAAACGAGAACCUGAAGACGAGGGCGAAGAAGAUGACUAAGUGGAAUAACCUAUUUUGAAAAAUUCCUAUUGUGAUUUGACUGUUUUUACCCGUAACCCCUCCCCCCAAGUCCUGCCCCCCGAAACUUAUUUUUUUCUGAUUGUAACGUUGCUGUGGGAACGAGAGGGGAAAAGUGUACUGGGGGUUGU